GCCGGGCCGGCAGCCGCCCAUCGGAGCUCCGGGCGCGGGCGAGCCGAGCCGUCCUCCGGGGCCCCUCCCGGGCCGCCGGGCCGCGAUGACAGCUAUGCCGGAGGUCGGGCGGGGAGCAGGGCGCGGGGCCGUUGUGCGGCGGAGACGGGGGCGUGCCCGCCUGUCCUCCUCCGGGACCGACCGCGGGGAGGAGCCGGCGCCCGCACCCGGGGCCUUCGGGUUGUUUGUCUUGUGAGCGGCUGGUCCCCAGAGCCCGGAGCCUCCGGGAGUGAUUUACAGGACUCAGAGCCCUGGAAAGUCACCCGGCCUCGGGGCACCCACCGUCUGGCUUAUAUUUCCUCCUGCCCCCACCCUCCUGCCGUCCCAGCCUCCGCAGCCGCCCUGCUGAUCCCGGUGACCUGGCAACCCCGGACUGCGACCCCAGUGCUGGAGGCCCCUCGCCCCACCGUCAGACAGCCGAGCCUCUGCUGGAGGGAAGAGAGGAGGCGAGUCCCCACGAGCAUCCUUACUCACUUCCUGGGAUUAAGAACCUAUUUAUGAAGCAUCUUAUUUUAUGACCGAAGCUCCACAUCCAGGGAGACGUCAAUGGCCCAGCUUCCCCCUGGCAUUCGCUUCAUCGUCUCGUUCUCCAGGGAUCAGUGGUACAGAGCCUUCAUUUUUAUUUUGACAUUUUUGCUGUAUGCAAGUUUUCACUUAUCUCGAAAGCCUAUCAGCAUAGUUAAGGGUGAAUUGCACAGCUACUGCACGGCUUCAAAUGAUGGGAAAGUCAGAUUCAGCAGCCAGAGCCAAAAAGCCAGAGAUGCCCCUGCUCACCAGCUCCCAGACAAUGGGACUGACUGUGGCUGGGCCCCGUUUGAUCAGGAAAACUACCAACAGCUGCUCGGAGCCCUGGACUACUCCUUCCUGUGCGCGUACGCCGUCGGCAUGUACCUGAGUGGCAUAAUAGGGGAACGCCUCCCCAUCCGGUAUUACCUAACCUUCGGGAUGCUGGCCAGCGGUGCCUUUACUGCCCUGUUUGGGGUAGGGUACUUCUACAACAUCCACAGUUUCGGGUUCUACGUGAUAACUCAGAUCAUCAAUGGACUUGUGCAGACCACAGGCUGGCCCAGCGUUGUCACCUGCCUCGGGAACUGGUUUGGAAAAGGCAGGCGAGGUUUGAUUAUGGGAGUCUGGAACUCUCACACAUCCGUGGGCAACAUCCUGGGCUCCUUGAUCGCUGGCUACUGGGUGUCCACAUGCUGGGGCCUGUCCUUCAUCGUGCCCGGGGCCAUCGUGGCUGCCAUGGGGAUCCUGUGCUUUCUGUUUCUCAUCGAACAUCCGAAGGACAUUGCCUGCUCUUCCUCCCCGGCCACGCAUCCAAGAGGCUACGAGAAUGGUGCGCAUAGGUUCCGGCCGCAGAAGCCAGUCCCAGCCGAGAAGUCUCCGGACCCAGAGAUGCAGCGUCUACUACUGUCGGAUGGGAAACACUCUGGCCACCAGAACCACGUGGUCAUCCUCCCGGCAGACGGUGGGGGCGGCAUGGCAGCCAUCAGCUUCACAGGGGCCCUGAAGAUUCCCGGCGUGAUAGAGUUCUCUCUGUGUCUGCUGUUUGCGAAACUGGUCAGCUACACGUUCCUUUUCUGGCUUCCACUCUACAUCACAAAUGUAGAUCACCUUGAUGUCAAGAAGGCCGGGGAGCUCUCCACCUUGUUCGACGUGGGUGGGAUCUUCGGUGGGAUCCUGGCAGGUGUGAUCUCCGAUCGCCUGGAGAAAAGGGCCUCCACCUGCGGCCUGAUGCUGCUGCUCGCGGCCCCGACGCUCUACGCGUUCUCCUCCAUCAGCAAAAUGGGGCUGGAAGCCACCAUAGCCAUGCUGCUCCUCAGCGGGGCCCUGGUCAGCGGGCCGUACGCGCUCAUCACGACUGCCGUGUCCGCCGACCUGGGGACACAUAAAAGCCUAAAGGGAAACUCCCAUGCCCUGGCCACCGUGACCGCCAUCAUUGACGGAACCGGGUCUGUAGCACAUGAAAAGCUUCUGCAUGCUGGAAGACAUGAGGUCAUCAGGAGACUCGUGGGCCGAGCGCGGUUCUCGGGGGCUGAGCAACCCCGCAGCAUCCUCCCCACUUUGUCUGCAGAGCCCUCUGUCUGAGUCCAGGGGCUGAGCAACCCCACAGCAUCCUCCCCGCUUCAUCUGCAGAGCCCUCUGUCUGAGUCCAGCCCCUGCUGCCACUGUGACACCCUUUUCUGAAAGCAGACAGAGCUCAGCUAGCGGUGCUGACUGAUUUUAAAGCAGGGGAUGAAGGGUUGAAAAAGAGGAAAUGAUGAAGCAGCUGGAAGGCCACGUAUUUCUUGAUUUCCUUCCCAAAACAAGAGGGAAGCAGAAGUCCUUUGCCCAAGGUGGAGGCUCAGCAUCUAUGCACUGGGGCAGCUAUGCACUGAGCCACAGGAGAAACCAAAGCCCAGCUGUGAACUCCUCCCACCCCCACGGAAGGACGGCAGGGGGCGACUCAGACCACCUCAACCUCUACACUCCUCUGUGUUCAGUGCUGACCAUCCAGAGCCAUCAUUCCCACCCAUGCGUCAGGGUCUGGCUGGACUCGAACUCCCCCAGGCUGUGCCAGCCCCAGUGCACAAGGACCCUGGAGGUGGUCGCCAUGGAAAUGGCACGCAGGCUCGUCCACCACUGCGUCUGCCUCGUCGUUUCUCUGCUUAAGUGCUGCCCAAGGACACCCAAGCCGAGCAAGGCUCAAGUGGGAACACACAGUUUCAGCAAAAUUCCGGUUCUCAAGGGCAUAUGCCCCGAUAUGUUUGUUAAAUGUCGUAAAUGUUGGUUCCUUUGGAGGCAGAGUUUGAUUGAUUAUAAAUGAGCCGAAAGUGCUAGCCUGCCCAGUCAUGUCCGACCCUUUGCGGCCGCAUGGACUGUAGCCACUAGGCUCCUCUGUCCAUGUAAUUUUCCAGGCAAGAAUACUGGAGUGGGUUUCCAGUUCCUCCUCCAGGAGAUAUUCCCGACCCAGGGAUCGAACCCGGGUCCACUGUGUCGCCUGCAUCACUGGCAGUCUCUUUACCCACUGAGCCGUCGGAGAAGCCUCAUGAGCGGAACGCCUUCUUGCAGUUCACCGGAGCUGACGGUUCCAGGGAUGUGUAUGAUGUGUUCACAGUGCUGAGCACUGCACCCCAGGAGCUGCAAGCUGGUUCUUUCUAUAUGUUUAUGCAAUUCAUUAGAGCCCUGACGUUCUUCAAGUUCAUUUUCAUUUUCUCGAAGUAACACAUGAUGUCACUUGAGAAACCAGAUAGCCUUAGAAACUAUCCUCAGUCUAAACUUAGAAACUAUCUAAGAAAAUAUCUGAACUUAGAAACUGCACUAAAUUUAAAAUGAUAGUUGCCUGCCCACGGCACCCUCCAGAAUUGUCUCCAGAGUCAGGGUCUUCUAGCUCUGUCAUCACCACAGGAAAGCCUCUUGUUACCCUUAGCAAGAACUCCAUCUCUGACCUCUGGUCUUCCCCCUCAGAGGUCCCCAGCUCCCUGUAUCUCUGUAGCCUCUCUGCAUCCCUGCUCCCACCCAGCCUGGAAACAGAUGCCCUUGAUCGCUGGGAAACUGUGGUGUGUUUUUGACAAGUUUCCUCCACUGUCUUCCUGGAAAACUUAGCGGACAAUGUUUAGCUUUCUGGAGUCAUCCUUCAGUUCUCUUUUCUUUGUCUGCCUGUGUCUUUGUUCUUUUCCUCCAUCUUCUCAGAGAGCCUCUUGGCUUUCCUUUCCUGCUUCCUCACUUGACUUUUUAUCUUCACCGUCACAGUGUUCUAUUCAUUGGUGUCAUUCUGACCUUUUAAUCCCUCCUGUUCUUUCUUCUUGGAUGCGGUGCUAUGGGAUUGAAUCCUGGGCAGUCGCUGGUGUUAGAUGGUUUUCAGACAUAGACGUGGGGGUUUCACACAUUUCAACUUCAUUCUCUGGUUCUUGUGAGUGUGACACGCUUUCCUAGGAAUGUUUUUCUCCCCGGUUUGUUUAUUUCCUCCAGGUUCCCCUCAAACCAGAUUAUUUUCUUUCUUGUCGAGGCUUUCCUCUGAUAAGAGUGAACCUUGGCUGUCUCCUCGUGUAUUCAUGUUUAAGACGGAGCUUAAUCACUCAUUAAAAGGCUUUUCUGCGCAGCAGGCAUGGGGGAGUGUGUAAACUGUUGGUCUUUGGGGUCUGAGUGGGGUCUGGAGGAGGAGACCCCCAGUACCCCUGGGGGUGUGCCCCAGCAUUCCUGCUGUUGUGAGGGAGGGGGCGGUGUGAAGGAUUUUAGUUCUCCAACCAGGGAUCGAAUCUAUGCCCCUGCAAUGGAAACACAGAGUCUUAACCACGGGACCACAGGGAAGUCCCCUUAAUGUGUGUGUGUGUGUGUGUGUGUGUGUGUGUGUGUGUGUGUUAAUUACGAGUAAGGUGCUAGGGACUCCCUCACGUUUACUGGGCCUGGGUAUUUGGGUGGUCGCGGUCCAGCGUCCUCUGCACACAGCACCACACGUGUCC
Messenger RNA from Cervus elaphus (red deer), 4481 nucleotides. RefSeq names its product solute carrier family 37 member 1 (gene SLC37A1). Gene Ontology annotation, cellular component: endoplasmic reticulum membrane. The record is from RefSeq and is a predicted model, not a curated record. The transcript is spliced from 18 exons. Bases 586 to 2127 code for a protein of 513 amino acids. Gene Ontology annotation, biological process: phosphate ion transmembrane transport; glucose-6-phosphate transport. NCBI's taxonomy places the organism in Eukaryota, Metazoa, Chordata, Mammalia, Artiodactyla, Cervidae. Gene Ontology annotation, molecular function: glucose 6-phosphate:phosphate antiporter activity.